Messenger RNA from Cladocopium goreaui, 3102 nucleotides. The record is from the annotation of a GenBank genome assembly. Lineage: Eukaryota; Dinophyceae; Suessiales; Symbiodiniaceae.
AUGGCCGAUCUCCCGGCUUCUCCUAAGAUUCUCGAUGUCGGCUGUGGUCCGGGCAUGCAGACCAUCGAACUCUUGAGAAUCUGCGAGGGGUCGAUCGUCGCGGUCGACCUGCUGCCGCAGAUGAUUGCCAGGCUGCAGGCCGAGGCCGAAUCUACCGGCGUAUCCAACCGUCUUGUGACGAUCGAGCAGGACAUGAACGACAUGGCCUUCCCGCCAUCGAGCUUCGAUGUCAUCUGGUCCGAGGGGGCGAUUUACAACUUGGGCUUCGAGGCCGGGCUUCGUAAAAUCAAACCGUUCGUCAAGCCCGGCGGUUACAUCGCCGUCAGCGAGGCCGUGUGGCUCGAGCCCGACCCACCCGAGGAGGCCGUCGAGUUUUGGAAAGAGUAUCCAGAAAUCGACACCAUCGACGCAAAGCUGAAGGUCAUCGAAGACGUCGGCCUCAGCCCGGUCGAUCACUUCGUCUUCCCACCUGCGGCAUGGACCGAACAUUACUACGAUCCCAUGGAACGUCGCAUCGCCGAGAAAGCGCUCCAGUGGGAAGGUGAUCCAGAGGCAGAAGAGGUUCUGGAGGUGGCGAGAAAAGAGAUCACAGUGUUCCGCCAGUAUUCUGAUUACUACAGCUACGCCUUCUUCGUGAUGAGAAAUCCGGACUCGGAGUCGUUGAUGUCGAGGCAAAUUCGGAACUUGGGGCUGGCCACAACCCUCAGUCCUCAAAGACGAUACUGCAGUGCUAUCGUCCUCGCGACGGCGAUUCUCAGCUUGGCCUCGGUCCCUGCUUGGGCGGGGGAAACGGCCUCGGUUCUCGGCCGACGAGUGAUCGACACGACGGGCACACGGCACUUCUUGGGCGGGGAAAGAGUUCAGCGACCCGUGGCCUUCAUCUUCUUCUCUGCUGAAUGCCCCAUCUGCCAGCAGUACGUUCCUGAAAUCAACCGCCUCAGCGAACACGCCGAGAAGCAGGGUACCGACUUCUUCUGCAUCUUCACUGAUCCAACCGCCACACUGGCCGACACGAGAGCAUUCCAGAAAGACUUCGACCUCGAUUGCCCCGUUCUCCUCGACACGACCGGAGAGAUCACCGAACAACUGCAGCCCAAAAGAGUGCCGGAAGCUUUUCUAGUCAGCCCCGCCGGUGAAGUGGCCUACCGCGGCCGCAUCAACAACUUGUUCGCCUCACCGGGGCAGAAGCGACCCAAGGUCACCCAACACGAUCUCCGUGAAGCGAUCUACGCGUUAGCCGCCGGGAAGACAAUCGCGGAACCUCAAACCGAAGCGAUUGGUUGCUUGCUCGACAACCGAUUGAACGCAUCCACUUCACAAAAAGUCACCUUCACGCGUCACAUCGCGCCGAUCCUCUACACCAACUGUACAGAAUGUCAUCGCCCAGGCGAGGUCGCCCCCUUCUCGCUCAUCAGCUACGAAGACGCCGCCAAACGGGCCGAUUGGCUGGCCGAGGUCACCGAAGCUGGCUUGAUGCCACCGUGGCAUGCCGAGACCGGAUUUGGUCACUUCCGAGCGGAACGCCGACUCAGCCCGGCGCAAAAACAACAGAUCUGUGAUUGGGCCGCCGCCGGUGCACCCCAGGGCGACGAAGCCGACAUGCCGGUGCUGCCCGAGUAUCCCACGGGCUGGCGCCUAGGCGAACCCGACCUGGUGUACGAAGCGUCCCACUCGGUGACUGUUCCGGCCGAGGGGCCCGACCAGUUCCAUCACUUUGUGAUUCCCUUAGAAGACGUAGAAGACGCCAUCGCCGUUGCGGUCGAGUUCCAGCCGGGGAACCCUCGCGCGGUGCAUCACGCUAUCGUCUUCGUCGACGAUUCCGGCCUGGCCCGAAAGCAUGACGAAGCCACACCAGAACCCGGGUUCACAACCGACACCGGAUCUGUAAUCCCGCUCGCCGGAGUGAUGACAAUCUGGGCCCCCGGCGUAAGCCCUCCAGUUCUGCCCAAAGGAGUCGGCCAACGUCUGCCCAAAGGGGCCGACCUGGUGGUUCAACUGCACCUGCAUCCCACCGGCCGUGAAGAAACCGACCGUUCGCGCGUCGGCAUUCACUUGGCGAAAGAACCCGUCGAGCGAUACGUAUCGGGGCAGCCGCUCAUCUUCGGCCCCAUGGUCAUCGACAUCCCCCCGGGCGAAGACCAGUAUGAAGUCUCUGCCGAGCUAAAACUGCCCGUUGAUGUCACGCUGACCGCCGUCAUGCCCCACAUGCACCUGCUGGGCCGCCGUCUCAAAGUCUGGGCAACCAACCCAACCGGCGAGGAAGUGCCCCUGGUCUGGGUCAAGAACUGGGACUUCUACUGGCAGAACCAAUACGUCUAUCGCGAACCGGUGCGGCUGCCCAAAGAUACAACCAUCCACGUCGUCGGCUCGUUCGACAACAGCGCCGACAACCCACGAAACCCCAGCCAGCCACCGCAGCGAGUGUUGCUGGGCGAAGAAUCGACCAACGAAAUGUGCCUGGCAAUCUUCCAGGCCGUCGUCAACCAGCCUAAAGAUUCCGACAAGAUUCGCAGCGCCGUGUUCGCCAAUGUGUUCCAGCAGAUCUUCGACCCCGCCGUCCCGCCCGACGUUAAGGAGUUCACUCGCACAGCUCUGAAGUUGACUGACACCUAUAUAGCCGCGAAUCGCGCCGAUCGCAUGACCGACCCACCAGAUCAAAAGGGGUUUCGCACCCUCCGUGGCUUUCUUGAAGGCAAGGAACCCGACGAAGAGAACUACUUCCACUUCACAGUCUCGCUUCGUAUUCACGGAGAUGACAUCCCUUUCGAAGAGAUUUCCAAGCGUCUUGGUGUCGAGCCAACCAUGGCACGGAGAAAGGGGGAUUUCAAAGGCCCUCGCUCUCCCGCAGCCAAAGACGAUGCCUGGCACUACCAACCAAACAUUCCCGAGACCGAGCCUCUCGACGUGCACAUUGACGCACUUAUGAAGGUCGUGGAGCCGCACGUCGAUUAUAUCAAAUCGCUGAAAACAAAAUUCAGAGUCGACGUCUUCUGCGGUUAUCGAUCGAACUGCGACAUGGCCGGCCUCGAGGUGCCGCAUACCUGUCUCAAACUAUUCACCGCUCUAGAAGAUCCCUUCGGCCUGUCGAUCGUCAUCGCUUAG